UAUUGUAGAACAAGCCUUAAUGUGUAUACUUUUUGACCUAGUGCAACCAGUAUAGGAACAGAACAAACAUCGGUUUCAUGCUUCGGGAAUAAUUUAUAAUAACAUCAUACUAGUUGUAUUUUAGAUACGACAUCUAUAAUAUAAAAAAAAUAAGGAAGGGCGCAAAAAUGAAUGAAAGUUUGUUGAGACGGAUAAAAAGACAGCUAAAUGCGAAAUUUUAUGUGAUGAACAACGCAUGGUUAAAAGAUUGUGUCGAAUUCUUUAUUAGAGACAAGAUGCCUCAAGAAUUGAUGGAUAAACAUAUUUUCGAAUUUGUGGAAAGCCAAUGGCAGUUAAGUGACUUGCGGGAGAUUAGUAAUGAAAAUGGAUGUUUGCCAAAGAAUUUGGCACAACAGGCACACAUAGUUUUAACUGAUACCUAUAUUCUUCAAGUAGACAAGAUGUAUGACAUAGCAAGUUCCAAGUAUAAACAGCUUUGUGAAAUUCGCAAAAUUAACAAUGAUAACUUAGAAAUAAUGGAAGAAGAAAAAUUAAUAGAACGACAGAAAGCCAGAAGAAUGAUGCAACUGUGUCUCACCGAUGGAGUACAGGAUGUCACUGCUAUAGAGUAUACACCGCUCAAACAAAUAAAUGGUACAUUACUUCCUGGCUACAAAGUGAUGAUAAUUGGUCCAAUCAAUUGCAGACGUGGCAUUAUUCUUUUAGAAGAUGGCAAAUAUAAGGAGAUAGGUGGAGAAGUAGAAUCUUUGUUAAAACCCAAUGCAUUAGAAAAUGUCUUGGCAAGAGCUCUAGGAGAAAUAGAAAAUUUUGAUCCAUAUAAUGAUAUUGGACCAUCCAAGAUGACGAGUCUAAAUCCACAGAAUACAAUAUCUAAUAACAAAGACAAUUUCUUUGAUGAUGAUUUUGAAGAAGCUGUCAAUUUGGAAGCAGUGACAGCAAUUGAACGACAAAAUCAAGAAGUCAAACCUGUUAAACAUUUUAGACAUUUUGAAAGUGCAUGCAAUCACAGAGAAACUAGAAAAGAAACAGAUGAAAUUAUGGAAGAAAUCUUGGAAGAUAUAGACUUUGAACCCCUAGAAAAUUGGCCAAAUAAGUCUCCAAUGAAAUUCAUACAGACAUCAUCAUCCCAAAUAGAUACAAAGAAAGUCGAUAAAAAGAAUAUAAUCAUCAAAGAAACUUUCACACGUGAUUCUCGUAGUAAACCAUUACUUUCUGCAGAUUCUAUUAAGAAAAAAAGCUCAGAAUUCCCUGAUGAUGAUUUUCACUUUAAUGAUUGCGACAUUAAAAAAAAUUACGAAGGUUCCCUAUCUUUUCAACAAAAUGAAAAUCCUUCAAAAAGUAAGAAUGAAUUUUUACCAUUAAUACCUCAAAUAGAUCGUAAUGCUCUAAUAAAAGAGAAACAUACUCCCAUACAAGUGACACAAAGCGAAAAACUAAUGUUGAAAGAGUGCACGUCAAGGACAGUACAACAAAUACCAAAGACUGAAAUUAUUUCUAACACUUUCGCGCCUUCACCAAUUCCCAAAAUCUAUGAUUUGAGUGAUGUGUUACGUGAACCUAUUAUUGGAAAGGUAUAUAAAACAGUGAGAGGUCAAGUGAAAAGCCAUUCAGCACUAACAAAACAGGGUAAAUGUUGGUCAGUAACAGCACUAAUUACGGAUCACACGUCUAGUGUAGAAGUCUGUUUCGAUACUGAGAUUCUAGAAGAAUUUCUUGGAUUCACUGUACAAGAAUUUUUGCAGAAGAAAAAACUUGCCAAGUUAAAUUUUGAAAUAAACAAUGAAUUACGAUUGAGUUUACGUAAGGCGCAACAUAAGAUUCAGAAUUUGGAUGCAUUCUUAAAACUGGAAUUGGCUCAAGAUCAAAUACCCAAAAUUGUUGGUAUCACGCAAUUGACUACAUAACAAAAGGAAAAUUUUAAUAAGAGACUUAUCAAAUUAUAAAACAAAUUGCAUUUAUGAGAAAUUUAAUAACUUUUUAAAUUUAAAAAUAUUCUAUAUUUUGUACAGAGUAAGCCUGAUGUAUAGUACCCUGUAUAGUAUAAAAUAAACUUUUAAUCUUUUGUUGCUGGAAAU
Molecule: messenger RNA, 2075 nt
Organism: Pogonomyrmex barbatus (red harvester ant)
Lineage: Eukaryota; Metazoa; Arthropoda; Insecta; Hymenoptera; Formicidae
Product: recQ-mediated genome instability protein 1
Biological process (GO): double-strand break repair via homologous recombination; resolution of meiotic recombination intermediates
Cellular component (GO): RecQ family helicase-topoisomerase III complex; nuclear body
Molecular function (GO): nucleotide binding
Source: RefSeq, a predicted model, not a curated record